Brassica oleracea var. oleracea is the source of this 507-nucleotide messenger RNA. Its product is annotated as glutathione S-transferase T3-like. The coding region runs from base 1 to 507 and encodes 168 amino acids. The transcript is spliced from 2 exons. Lineage: Eukaryota; Viridiplantae; Streptophyta; Magnoliopsida; Brassicales; Brassicaceae. The record is from RefSeq and is a predicted model, not a curated record.
AUGGAUCCAUUUACUCAGCCCGGGAGCUUUCAAAACCUCCUACACAGUCAACAACCAAACACCUCCUUCUCCUUUGUCACUCGGGAACCUAGUAUAGAGCUGUCUUCCUCGGAUGCGUCUGUCUUCGGUCCACAGUGGGCUGACGAUGGAAACGAAGAUGAACUCGUUGUGUCGGACCAUAAAGAAAGGAGGAAGUGGUCACCAACUGAAGAUCUUGUUCUGAUAAGUGUUUGGUUGAACACCUCCAAAGAUCCUGUUGUGGGGAAUGAGCAGAAGGCAAUUGCGUUUUGGAAACGGAUUGCCGCCUACGUUACAUCAAGCCCAAAGCUCUCUGCUUUGCAAAAGAGAGAGCAUGGCCACUCUGCAACGAAAACCAAAUCCAUUGGGAUGAAUGAGGAUGAUGUUUUGAAGAUGGCGCAUGAGAUCUUCUUUAAUGACUACAAGGUCAAGUUUACACUCGAGUAUGCGUGGUUGGAGCUUCGCCAUGAUCAAAAAUGGUGUGGAUGA